AUGAAGAGCACAAGGGGCACCUGGGGGCUGCUGCGCAGUUCACGGCCGACACCCGCUUCCGCGGCGGCGGAGACGCUGCGUGUUCCGUUCCCGCGCCGUACUUACGCGCUGAGCACGGAUGGCAGGAACAUCACGUCGUCUUCAUCCCUUCUCCGGGUGGGAUCGUCGCUGAGAAAGACGUACCUGCGUGCUGAAGAUGCCAAGGAGCUCGAACAGCGAUACCUGAAAUGGAUCACGCCCGCUGGCAAGGAUCCCUGGGAAUACAAUCGCCACCUUCUGCCGAGCUGGAAAGGCCUGAUGGGAGAUGCCAAUGUUGCGUUCAGCGCCAUCAAAACGCCCGAACGGCUGCUGACGACGUUCCUCACCCACAUGACCUACCCGUCCGAGCUGGGUCACAACCCGCGGAUCAACACCGACCCCUCGGGCAUCUUCUCCCACAAGCGGCUCUACCACUGGGCCGACGAGAACAUCUUUGGUCUGCCGCCCGUCGCUGUCGUGCGCCUUUCCUACCGCAACACCCUGCGGCAGCGGGAGAUACUGGUGGCCGAAGUGCACUGGUGGCGGCGCAUCCUGCGCGUGAUCAAGAUGGAGAAGGUGUAUUUGCGGGACGGCCAGGACUCGGUCGACCACAUCCUGGGCGAAGUGUCGGAGGACGACUACGAGCUGAGGAAGGAGGCGGCCGAGUAUGUCAUCCCGCCCCGCUGGCUCCACGAAUUCAAGAAGCUGCGGUGGCCGGAGCCGCCUUCGGUCGAGGAGCUGCGGUUCCCCGACCUGGACGCGGAGGAGCCGCCGCCGAAGACGCUCCUGCCCUACAACACGGAGCCCUUCCCGCACCCGCAGGCCUCCAUGCUGGGCCGCCCCUUCCGUGCCGACGAGACCGAAGCGGAGCUCGAGAGCCUCGACACCCGGCUCGACCCGUCCGACGAGACCGCCGCCGAUCUCGCCGUCGGCAACAUCUUCGUCAAGGUGGAGAACGAGGAGGACGCCACCGCCGCCUUGCCCCGGUCCUGA
Messenger RNA from Acanthamoeba castellanii str. Neff, 1011 nucleotides. RefSeq lists its product as uncharacterized. NCBI's taxonomy places the organism in Eukaryota, Discosea, Longamoebia, Acanthamoebidae. The transcript is spliced from 4 exons. The coding region runs from base 1 to 1011 and encodes 336 amino acids. The record is from RefSeq and is a predicted model, not a curated record.